AUGGUUACGACUCGAAGAUUGACAGUUAGACAUACGCCAUACUGUUUCCAUGAAAAGUACAAAAUCAAUACGACAGGUUCCGCUGACUUUCAAAGGACCAAUAAGGAGAAUAUUUUUCAAAAUUUGCCGUUUGGAAGUAACGAAUGGCUCUAUAAAUCAUCUGCCAUUUUUAAGCGGGUCAUUUAA
Debaryomyces hansenii CBS767 is the source of this 186-nucleotide messenger RNA. Its product is annotated as DEHA2A11330p. The transcript has a single exon. Lineage: Eukaryota; Fungi; Ascomycota; Pichiomycetes; Serinales; Debaryomycetaceae. The record is from RefSeq and is a predicted model, not a curated record. The coding region runs from base 1 to 186 and encodes 61 amino acids.